AUGCCGUUUACCAAACUACUACAAAUGGAAAGAAUUCCGUUUAACCGUUAUAGGAAAAAUCUGAAAUAUGUAUGCCACUUAGCGGAUGAGGUGCAAGAAUUCUUGGAUCGUUCAAAAAGGAUCGACGGACGCAUUUUGGCUCGCUUAUACAAUAGCGAUACCAACGAUAAGACUUUCCUCAAGGUCGCUAUGAAAACAAUUACGUACUGGAAUAAAACUAUGAACACAGAGUUUACAAAAGCAAUGAAAGUUGCGUCUCACUUUGCAUGCGGAAUCAGAAGCAUCAACACUGACAUCAACCUUAUGGCGUGCGUAUUUCGUUGA
Cylicocyclus nassatus is the source of this 324-nucleotide messenger RNA. NCBI's taxonomy places the organism in Eukaryota, Metazoa, Nematoda, Chromadorea, Rhabditida, Strongylidae. The record is from the annotation of a GenBank genome assembly.